Uranotaenia lowii is the source of this 2728-nucleotide messenger RNA. RefSeq names its product protein amalgam-like. Bases 1424 to 2728 code for a protein of 434 amino acids. The record is from RefSeq and is a predicted model, not a curated record. The transcript is spliced from 12 exons. Gene Ontology annotation, cellular component: neuron projection. Lineage: Eukaryota; Metazoa; Arthropoda; Insecta; Diptera; Culicidae.
UCAGGUACCUAUGUAUAUACACAACUAUACGAUUUCGAUUAGCACGUGACCUUCCAGAAGGAUUGCAAGGGUUUUUUUCCUGCUAAAAAUUCAAACGGAGCAACAUCAAGAAGACCACCGUCAAACCGACAGGUGCUGGACAGACAAGUCCGAGACGACACCAGACCAGACCAUUCUUAGUAAUACCGGGCCACUAACUACUGCUUGCUAACCAGGUAUUUGCUACUGCAGCUCCUCCAAAGUGGCCCCAUGUGAUCCAAACGGUCAUCCAAACAGUCAGCUUCUUCUGGCAGCCGGAAAAAGGGCCAUGGCAUUAUCGGAUAAGCCGAUUACGGUGUCUGUGUCACAUGCACCAACAGCUGAACUCCCGAUGUGCUAGGAACCCCCUCAAUUCUAGCUUCCAACCAUUCAAGCGGUAGUCUGAGUAAAACGAGGAAGGAGGGCCGCAGCAGUGCUUUUAUAACCUCUUCUCGGUAAUUCAUUCAACGUGCCGGCUAAAAGAAGCUUGAAGAUAGAAGCACAGCAAAAAAAAGUCCUUGCUCCACAAAGGAUCCCUCUGCUGCCAGGCUUAAAACCAUCCUUUUAACGUCAGGAGCUGUCGAAGAUGUCGAACUACCGACGAUUAACCUUCCGCAAUAAUGGGAUGAACUGAAAGUUGCAGCAACAGAAAGGAAACCCCCAACGAAGAGAAAAAUAACACCAAAUCAUCCAUCUGAAAGUCAUUGCAUUGUGUCCCGGACCGGAGCUAGAAGUAACAAAAAUAGCAGCAACUAGCUUUCUACCACUUUUUUCCGGCGACCCCACCAUCAGUUACAUUUUCCGAUGCAAUUAAGAAUUGUUUUGGUUCCAGAGCGGAAAACUGAAAAAUAAGCUUGAAACAAUCCCGAAGCUGCGCGAAAAUUCUUUUGUUUGUGAGCGUUAAUUUUUUUUUCGUUUCUGGUUAAGCAGAAUUUUCAAUUUUCAUUUUUCAUUUCAAGCUUCGAGGGUGUUGGGCGAAGAGGAGUUGAAAUUGUGAGUGCGGUUUUUUUUGCAGUGCAACUGAGGAUUACUGUGCAGCAGAAAAUGCAUUUGAUCGGAUUGUGACCGUGAGUGCUUUAGGUGUUACAAGAAAGAAAAUAUCAACACAAAUGAUUUCUAGCAAUCGUAUAAAAAUAGAAAACACAUUUUAGAUGAAAAGAAAAGAAAAUAACGAAAGCAUUGGUGGCUGAUGUAAUCAAAAGUGCAUCGUCCUUUUGUGGGAAAGUGCGAGUAUCAAAAGGAUUUUCCAUUUUUCUACCGAAGUGAAAGUUGUCCUUACAACUUGCAAGUGGAUAAUCUGAUUUUGCAACUGAGUGGAAAAGCACCAUUUUUUUUCUUGGAGAUAAAAAAAACGGGUAAACAACAAGUAGAGCAACUAAGUGUCGAAAAACGGGACAUAACAGAAAUGGGACACAUAAAUUUUGUGGAAUUGAAACUUGUGCUGAACAUCCUGUGUGUGGCUAUUCUGGUGAACGGACAUGGAUCACACUCGGAUGCACAGCCUGAGUUUCUGGCACCCCUGGACAAUCUCACUGUGACGCAGGGGCGAGACGUUUCCUUCACGUGUGUCGUCAACAAUUUGGGACAAUAUCGGGUGGCAUGGAUAAAAUCGGACUCGAAGGCUAUCCUGGCAAUCCACACCCACAUGGUGGCGGUCAACCCGCGCCUUUCGGUUACACACAACGGUCAUAACACCUGGAAGCUUCACAUAUCCCACGUGCAGCUCAACGAUUCCGGCAGCUACAUGUGCCAGGUGAAUACGGAUCCCAUGGCGCAUCAGUCCGGCAAUUUGGAGGUCGUCGUUCCACCGGACAUAUUAAACUCCAACGAUCCCAACAGUGCAUCCCUGGAGGAGGGCGUGGCCAACGAGGGUGGUAACAUUCAGCUUCUCUGCCAGGCGGUCGGUGUUCCCCUGCCGAAUGUGCAAUGGCGUCGGGAGGGUGGCAAGGACAUUGUGCUGCGGAGCGAUGGGCGGGAAAAACAAGUUGUUAAAUUCGUCGAAGGCGAAAGGCUGGUGCUCAAUCAAGUGCAACGAACUGACAUGGGCGGAUAUCUGUGCAUAGCAUCGAACGGAGUUCCUCCAUCGGUCAGCAAACGGUACGACGUUCAGGUAAACUUCCCACCGAGCGUCAAAGCGGAUAACCAACUGGUGGCGGCCCCAGUCGAGAGCCACGUUCUGCUCCAGUGUACUGUGGAGGCGUUUCCUGCCCCGCUCAAUGGGUGGUACAAAAAUGACGGAGUCAAACUGUACGAGGGCGAGAAGUACGUCAUCAGCGAGGAAAAGCUCAAUGCCUACACCUGGCAGCUGAAUUUGACGGUGAAAAACCUCCAGAAGGGCGACUUCGGGGCGUACGUGUGUUCCAGCAUCAACGCACUCGGGAAGUCGGACUCCCGGAUCCGGUUGCAGGAACUUCGGCUGCCACCGAAACCGACGACGACGCCCACCCCUUACGUGCCACCGACGCCGAAACAACCGCGCCGGAAGCAGCACCACCAGGGCAGCCACGGAAAGGGAAGUCACGACAGCAACAGUGGAUCCAAGGGGGGCGGGGCCAACAACGGCGGGAUGGGCGGCUUCAACCGGGACUCCUACAUCAUCAAUCACAUCCAGGAGAACGAUCUGCUCGGCGGAUUUGGGCCCUCGGAUGCUCCUUCCCGGGGAGGAUAUCCCAACGGAGGAUACGGUUCCGGAAUGCCUCCGGUGACUUAA